CAUAGAGACGGGCUACCUUUGCUUAUGUUGAUGCACUUUAUAGCAUUUGCAAAGAAAACCGCAAGCAUCAAGGUUUUUAAAAGGCCAUUUGAAAAACGGCAUCGGAGGGGAUCUUGAUAUGUUCCCACGGGGUUUACUGUUACUUGUUUGAUUUUGAGUGAAAUGGGGUGCCCGUGUGUGUAGCUGGUGAGAUGGAAUAUGAUGAGAGACUUGCACGCUUUCGACAAGGCCACCUCAACCCCUUCGACAGAGGAGAGGAGGAGGGUACAAAAGAGGACAAAGGUACCCCUCAGCAUGAGGUGAGGCCUGAGGUGUUCUCCACUGAAACCAAAACCCAGAGCGUGGAUCGAGCCAUGGACCUGGGCCUGGCAGAGGAUCACUUCUCACGACCUGUGGGUUCCUUUGUGGCGUCUGACAUUGAGCAGCUGAAGCAGGCGAUUGAGGAGUGCAAGCGACUGAUCCUGGAACUGCCUGAACACUCUGAGAGACAGAAGGACACUGUGGUCAAACUCAUCCACCUCCGGCUCAAACUGCAGGAACUGAAGGACCCUGAGGAAGAUGAGCCCAAUCUGAGAGUCCUGCUGGAGCAUCGCUUCUCUAAGGAGAAGAGUAAGAGUGUGAAGCAGACCUGUGACAAGUGCAGUACCAUCAUCUGGGGCCUCAUUCAGACGUGGUACACCUGCACAGGCUGUUACUACCGUUGCCAUAGCAAAUGCAUGAACCUCAUCACCAAGCCCUGCGUGAGAUCAAAGGUCAGCCACCAGUCUGAAUAUGAGCUGAACAUCUGCCCUGAGAUUGGGCUGGACAGACAGGAUUACCGGUGUGCAGAGUGUCGGGCGCCUGUGUCACUGCGAGGUGUUCCCAGUGAGGCCAGGCAGUGUGACUACACUGGGCAAUACUACUGCAGCACCUGCCACUGGAAUGACACGGCUGUCAUCCCUGCACGUGUCAUCCACAACUGGGAGUUUGAACCCAGGAAGGUGUGCCGCUCCUCCAUGCGUUACCUGACCCUUAUGUUGUCCAGGCCGGUUCUCAAGCUGCGUGAGAUCAACCCCCUGCUGUUCAACUUUGUGGAGGAGCUGGUAGAGAUCCGGAAACUGCGUCAGGACAUCCUACUGAUGAAACCCUAUUUCAUCACCUGUAAGGAGGCCAUGGAGGCAAGGCUGCUGCUGCAGCUCCAAGACCGGCAGCAUUUUGUGGAGAACGACGACAUGUACUCCCUGCAGGACCUGAUUGACAUCUCCAGUGGCCGUCUUAGCUGUUCCCUCACUGAGAUCCACACCACCUUUGCCAAGCACAUCAAACUGGACUGUGAGAGAUGCCAGGCAAAAGGUUUUGUAUGUGAACUGUGUAAAGAGGGAGAUGUGCUCUUCCCCUUUGAUAGCCACACCUCCGUGUGCCAUGACUGCUCUGCUGUCUUCCACAGGGACUGCUAUUAUGACAACUCCACUACUUGUCCACGAUGUACUAGAAUGACAGAACGGAAAAAUGAGCCAGCCACCCCCGAGGUGGCUUAACUUUACAUGUUUUUUUUUUCAACCCCAUCACUGUGACAACUGGUGGAAGAAGACAGGAUAACUUCCUUAUAUUGUGUGCAACAUAAUAUGUGCAACAGACUGGUAUUUUGAAAUUACCAUUGUCACAUUUUUAUCUUGGUCUCUCGUUAUUUGACUCAUCCUAUAAGCAUGUCACCAGUAUGUGUUUAGUACACUACAUCUAAGUGAGGCAUAUUAUAUAUUACCAGAAAAGGCAAUUGGAAACCGUGUUGUUCAUGAACCUCAAGUAGCUAGCAGCUCUAUUGAUAUUUCGGUUGUAGUAGUUCUUAAUUAACUAACGAGUGUAGCAGAAGAAACACCACUCACAACGCUAACUUAACUGACAUUAUGUACAAGAAUAUACUUGUUAUUAAUGAGGUGUAAUGCAAUCCUAAUAUAUAGCAUGAAAAGCCUGUUAAAAGAAGGAUUUACAGUAUCAUCCUAACUGUGGUAUCCAUCAAUGUGCAGCUUUUUCUAAUACCAUUCAAUACACUUAAGCAUCGAUGUGGUUUAUUUUUAAAGUAAAAAGCUGUCAUUCUGUCAUUUUUUUCUGUAAAUCUUGGAUGUAUUGUAAAAAAAACAGUUGUCAGCGUUUUAGAUAAACAUGCACGACAUUCCUCGGUUUAUUUACUCUAUAAAUGUUCUCAGGCAUUUAACAACUUAAGGCGUGUGCGAUGAGCAUAUUCCCUCGAUAAAGCACACUUGUUUUGGUGAAGACCUGCGGGUGACAUGCUAUGUCUUAUUGUACAAGAUGUGGGCAUCGUGAUGUUGUAUUAAUUAUUUGUUUUAAAAUAAUAUUUGUAUUUGCUGCGUUGUUUCAGCAUGGAAUCCUUUGUUGAAUCAAUGAAAAUAUUAUCUUUAAUUUUCUGA
Molecule: messenger RNA, 2405 nt
Organism: Megalops cyprinoides (Indo-Pacific tarpon)
Lineage: Eukaryota; Metazoa; Chordata; Actinopteri; Elopiformes; Megalopidae
Gene: def8
Product: differentially expressed in FDCP 8 homolog
Exons: 12
Coding region: 192-1517 (441 amino acids)
Source: RefSeq, a predicted model, not a curated record